Caenorhabditis briggsae is the source of this 600-nucleotide messenger RNA. Bases 1 to 600 code for a protein of 199 amino acids. Lineage: Eukaryota; Metazoa; Nematoda; Chromadorea; Rhabditida; Rhabditidae. The record is from RefSeq and is a predicted model, not a curated record. Gene Ontology annotation, cellular component: mitochondrion. The transcript is spliced from 3 exons.
AUGCUUGCCCCACGCUUGAUCAAGGCAAUUAAUGCCAGCAGAUCCUUUCAUUUAGCAAGAGUGAUGUCUAUGCGAGGACCUCUGACUUUCGAUGGCUGGUACCCCCGUGAUCACAAACCGAAUGCUCCACCAACCAAUGAAGAAGAGCGUCGUGCAGCAGCCGUAAAAUAUGGUCUUCGACCAGAAGAUUAUCAUUCUAUGGACAAAGAUGACGUGAUCAAGUUUGCCGGAGACUAUCCAGAUCUUGGAGUAGUUACAUACGACCACAAAGAUCCGUAUGAAGCUUGGACUGAUCGUCAAAAUCGCAGAAAUUGGGGAGAGCUCGUACCAAUUGAUAUGAUGCGCUAUCGCGGAGAUCGUCUCACUUUCACAGGACUUGAAGCUGAAGAUUACACUACGUGGGGAUCCAUCGUGAUGUGUCUUCGUGUGUUGGUACCGAUGGCCCUGAUUGCUUGGUACUUCUGUAACGACCACCCGAACGCUCUCCGUUGGCGUAAUCCAGCUAUGCCAAAGCAGUACCCGUACGACUUUUAUCGUGCAUAUCCAUUCGACGAUCCACGAAAGUAUCCAAUUGUUAACUAUUCUUUCGAUCUUGAAUAG